Abrus precatorius (Indian licorice) is the source of this 6742-nucleotide messenger RNA. RefSeq names its product protein LONGIFOLIA 1-like. The coding region runs from base 883 to 4155 and encodes 1090 amino acids. The transcript has 5 exons. The record is from RefSeq and is a predicted model, not a curated record. Gene Ontology annotation, biological process: regulation of monopolar cell growth. NCBI's taxonomy places the organism in Eukaryota, Viridiplantae, Streptophyta, Magnoliopsida, Fabales, Fabaceae.
AUACAAAAAUAAAUAAUAAAUAAAAUUACCCUUUUCUCUUCUCUCUCUUCUUUCAUUGACACACUUUGCUGUUUCCAUUGGCAUUAGUUUCAGUUUUGGUUUAAGCAAACCAUUGUCCCUCUGCUUAUUUUGUGGCCUUGUAAGAGGGUGUUAGGUCCCGUCUCUCUCUUUAUCUGCAUUAUUUGUGGCUAUUGUCAUAUUGUCUGGUUUGAUUUUUCAAACCCAACAAGGUUUUCUUUCAACCAAGGAUGCCAAUUCAUUAACUUUUCUGGGAUUUAAGGUAUUCUUUUUCAUCCUGCAGUUUUUCUUGGCAUUUGCAAGUGCUGAGGAAGUUAAGGGAAAAUCUGAGACAACCAAAAAUUGGACUUUUAGCUUCAUUCAGAUAAAGUUUUCACUUUUCGGGUUUGUGAGAACUCAAAUCUAUAUAAUUUGAUGCAAUUCGCUGGAGGGUAUUUUUUGUAAUUUAUCAAGAAGUUGUUUUUUUGCAACUGUUAAAACACCUUUCUGAAUGCUUGGGACUACAGAGCUGUGGAAACUGUUUCAUUCUUUUUUCAGUUAUCAGGGUUAAGACAGCACAAAUUGAGGCCUGCACUAAGAUUAAACGGUGAAGGGAGAAAAAGGAGGUUCAUUUACUUAUCUUUAUUCACAACGGAUUUUGAUUUGAUAUGGAGAUGAUAUCUCUGUGUGAGCUCUGUGAAGUUCUGGAUUCUGUAUUGUUGCGUUGGUAGUAAAAUCAUGAUCAUUUCCCAGAAAGGGUGUGGACUUUGCAAUAUUGUGUGAGUAGAUUUAAGGGUAACUAAUCAUACAGCUUUUUGAAGAGGGUGCAAUUGAUUGAUUGUGGUGGUUGGUGUGUUUGAGUUUAAUUGGAGAAGAAAGGUUGAUAUGGCAGCAAAACUCCUGCAUUCUUUAGCAGAUGACAACCCAGAUCUGCAGAAGCAGAUAGGAUGUAUGACUGGGAUUUUCCAACUCUUUGAUCGGCACCAUAUUCUCACGGCUCGCCGCAUUAACCAGAAGAGGCUUCCUUCUGGUACUUCGCACUUCAGUGAUGGCAGCUUAGAAAGAGAUUCGGAUACCAUACACCAUCCCCAGGCUGCUACUGAUACUACUAGCUUAAACAAGGGUGUGAACGAAAGGCAAAGAAUUUCAACAGAAUCAUCAAGAGCAUCGUUCUCUUCGUGUUCAUCAUCAGUGUCCUCUCUGGACUGUAAGGCUGAAGCAGAGGCUGCAAUGGACAGGAUUGUUUUUCCUGAAACUCCUUCAAGGGAUACAGUUACGAACCAACCAACCAUCUCUCCCCAUUUAGGACGUCACUCCCUUGACCUGAGGGAUGUAGUGAAGGACUCUAUGUAUAGAGACGCUCGAGGACUGUCAGUGAAGACUACAGGCAGAGAGGAAUCUGCCAUUCAUGCCAUGAAACACAAGGAUUCCCCGCGACCUAUUCAGCUGUCCAAAACAGUUGAUGGAUCUUAUGGAGUUGGAAUAGAUGGAAAACAAAGUGUGUCGAUUGAUCUAAAGGAAUCUAUCCGGGUCCUUGCUAAACUUAGAGAAGCACCUUGGUAUUAUGAAACCAAAGAACAUCCAAGAUCAUCAUAUGAAGUAAAAGAUGGACACUGGCAUUCCCUCCCAAAGGAAGCUCCUUGGUUUGCUUAUGAAGGAAAAGAAAUAAGCCGUUUAUCUUUUGAAUCACGAGAUACCAUAAAAUCCACACCAAAGCUGAAAGAGCUUCCUAGGCUUUCACUGGAUAGUAAGGAAGGUUCAUUGCGCUCAAGAAACAUUUAUGGUGGCACCUCUGCCUCCACCUCAAAUGACAAAUUCUCUAGCCCACAUCAGUCUUCAGCAACCCCAAGUCGUCCACCUAGUGUUGUGGCAAAAUUAAUGGGCUUGGAAGCAUUACCAGAGUCCUCUUUGGCUGGUGAAACUCAAUCAUGUUCAACUGAAACUUACUCAGUUCAAAGUAAUGGUCAGUUUCCUUCCAAAAAUGGACUCACCCGGCCACUCCGAGUUUCUGGUUCUCCAAAAAUCUCACUGAAAGACCCAACUUCUCCUCGGAGAAAGAAUCCUGAUCUGGUUAUGAAACCCAUUUCAAGUUCAAGGUUCCCCAUUGAACCAGCGCCGUGGAAGCAGCAGGAUGGGGGAAACCGAAACUCACAAAAAUCAAGUUUAAGGCCCACAAAAGUUCCAGCAAGGGCACCGGACUCAUUUCCCUCAGUUUAUAGUGAGAUAGAGAAGAGAUUGAAGGAUCUCGAAUUCAAACAAUCUGGAAGGGAUCUCAGAGCACUAAAACAGAUACUGGAAGCAAUGCAAGAAAAGGGGCUCUUGGAGAGCAGAAAAGAAGAACAAGCUCCAAAUAUUGUUGCAAGUCAAAGUGACUAUGAACCAAAAGUUACCAAUCUAAUUCAGAAUACCAGGUCAGUAAGGCAACAAAAUCAUCAGAGAAACAAUUUUCUAUCUUCCACGCUCAAGGGAUCUGACUCAGAUGGGGCUUUUGAAUCCCCAAUAGUGAUAAUGAAACCUGCAAAACUUAUUGAGAAGACCGUGAUUUGUUCUUCUCCAGUCAUUCCAAUUGGUGGCUUUUCUGGAUCCCAUAAACACCAAAAUGGUGCUGUAUAUGUAGAUAAUAAGAACAGUAUAUCUACUCGAGUAGCGAAAGAUCAGUCCCCUAGAAACAUUCACCGGGAUGCUUCUGCGAGUUCCACUGAUAAGAAAGCAAGUGGUAGUAAGACUACAAGAUCAGUACACUCUCAGUCUAGGUCUCAACAAUUUCCCAAAGAAAAUAGCCAAAGUUCAGUGAAGCACUCAGGAUCUGUGAGCCCAAGAUUGCAUCCCAAGAAAUUGGAGUUAGAGAAGCGGUCUCGUCCACCUGCCCCCCCAUCAGAUUCUAAUAAACCCAGAAGGCAAUCUGGUAAGAAGGUAACAGAAUCAGGUUCACCAGGUGGAAAACUAAGACCCAAAACCCCCAACUUGCAGCAUAGUGAUGAACUAUUGAGUGAGAUGAGCAAUGAAUCAAGAAGUUUAAGCUGCCAUGGGGAUGAAGUUUCUCUGCAAUCAGACAGUUUCUCUGUCAACUCAAAGAUGGAUGUGGAAGUCACUAGUAGUUUACAAUCUGCUGAAAUUGAUAACAGCCAAAGCCCAUCCUUAAAGGCUAUGAAGCAAAUGGUUUCAGAAACAGUCCAGAAAAAAUCAGCUUCAAGAUUGGACGAGGAUGAAACAACUGCAGAACUUGCAACAAAUGCCCCAGAACAUCCUAGUCCUAUCUCAGUUCUUGAUGGUUCAGUCUACAGAGAUGAGAUGCCAUCCCCAGUAAAGCAGAUAUCUGAAGAUCCAAAAGGUGAUGAUACUCAAGAAUCUAAAGAAAAUGAUAUUAAUGAUCAGUGGAACGCUGCAGAUAGCCUUACAUAUAACAGCACAGGAACUGGAGAGAUCAAUCGCAAAAAGUUACAGAGCAUAGAUCACCUUGUUCAGAAGCUUAGACGGCUGAACUCCAGUCACGAUGAAGCUAGAAUCGAUUACAUUGCUUCCCUAUGCGAAAACACAAAUCCAGACCACAGAUACAUCUCUGAGAUAUUAUUAGCUUCAGGUCUCCUACUAAGAGAUCUGAGUUCCGAAUUGCUAUCAUUUCAAAUUCACUCGUCGGGUUAUCCCAUUAACCCGGAGUUAUUCCUUGUCUUGGAACAGACCAAGGCAAGUAGUUUACUUUCAAAGGAAGAAACCAGCCCUGGAAAAGUUGCAUACUUGAAGCUAAAUAAAGAAAAAUUUCACAGGAAACUCAUCUUUGAUGCUGUGAAUGAGAUUCUUGGUGCAAAAUUAGGCUCCUCCCUGGAGCCGUGGUUUCAGCCUAACAAUAACAGACUCACAAAGAAACCCCUCAGUGCUCAAAAGCUUCUCAAAGAACUAUGCUUUGAGAUAGAGAAAAUUCAAGCCAAGAAGCCAGAAUGCUGCUUAGAUAACGAAGAUGAUGGUCUGAAAAAUAUGCUGUGGGAAGAUGUUACGCAUGGCUCCGAAAGUUGGACAGAUUUUCAAGGUGAUUUACCUGCGGUUGUGUUGGAUAUUGAGAGACUCAUAUUUAAGGACUUGGUCGAUGAGAUUGUGAUUGGCGAAUCAGCUGGUUUGCGAGUCAAGUCAUCAGUUAGGCGCAGGAAGCUAUUUGGAAAGUAGUUUGUUGUUCAAUUCUUCCCAUUCUCACUUAUAUUAGAGAUUCUUAUAAUUUGCAUACACAUUUUUCUUAUGUCAAGCCAUAUAAAUUUGCUCACUAGAGCUUUGAUAAUUUUGUUUUUUGGGUAAGCUGUAAAGAAAUUUAAGUUGCCAUGGAUUUAUGGCUAUAUACUACAUAAAAACCAAAAGUUCCUUAUAUGAUACAUCUUUAUCUUUCACUAUUCACCCAUAUUAUUUUUGAGCCAUGGCUUCCCUCAAUUCCUUCAACUUUCAUGCCAUGAAUGCGUCACGACUUGAGAGUUGUCCACCUCAUGGAAGCUAGAGAAAACAAUUGGACAAUGAUAUAUGUAUACUCAAAUUCGGAAUCAUUGGCUCAUUAAGGGUGAUUUUAGUUUUUUAAGUUUUAAAAAUUUUAAAAACUAUAAAGAGCUUUCAGUUUUUAUAGCUUUCAUUUUAAUUUUUUAGAGUUUUUAGUUUUCAAAUUUUAAUAUCAAACAUUAAAUUUAAAACAUGCAAAUAACUCAAUACAUUUGAAUUUAUUUGUUGGGAAUGAGGUGGCAACUAGUGGUAGUAAUGACAACACUGGUGAUAAAUGGUUAAAAUUAUUAUUGACAAUCUAACUAUGAAUGUGAUGAUGAUCAUGAUGAUAGUAUUAACAUAGUAAUUAAUGAUUAUGGUGACAAUAACAGCAAGGGUGAUAAUAAAUGUAGUGAUAAUGCAAUCAUGUCAAUGGAUGAUGGUAAUAAAACAAUGAGAGUACGUAAUACUAAUAACAAUGAUUAUUAGUGGUAGUAUGAACAUCAAUGAUCGUAGUAAUAAUGAUAGUAGUAAAUAGUUAGGAAAAAUGAGAAAAAAUAAUAAAAAUUGUAGCAACAUUGAUGAUGAUGAUGGCAAUUAAUAAUAACAAUGUUUAUGGUAAUAUCAAUAGUGAAGGUAAUAGUAGUCAUAAUAAUAAUGGUCAAUCUUAGUGGUGACAUCUACAAAGAUUCAUUCACAAUGAUAAUGGUAGAAAUAACAAUAGUGGUAGGUGGUUUGAAGGCUUGUGGGAUAACAACAAAAGUAAUGAUAAAUGACAGUGUCUAUAAUGGUGAUAACAAUGAUUAUAGUAUUAAUUACUAAUAGUUGUGAUAGUAACAAUAACAAGAGUAGUAAUAGUUGUGACAAUAAUACAAUGAUGGUGAUAUUGUUACUAAUGAGAAUGAUCAGUCAGUAAUGAUAAUAGUGACAACAAUGAAAUUAAGAGAUAAUAACAAUGGUAGUAAUGGUAACAUAUAAGUCUUUUAUAAGAGAAAAUGAUAAAUGACAGUGUCUAUGAUAAUAAUAACAAUGGUUACAAUGUUAAUUAAUGAUAGUGAUGGUUGCGAUAGUAAUAAUAGCGAGAGUAAUAGUAGUGGUGACAAUAAUGCAACGAUGGUGAUGUUACUAAAGAGGAUGAUCAAUUAAUAAUGAUAGUAAUGACAACAAUGGAAUCAAGAGACGAUAACAAUGGUAGGAAGGGUAACAUAUAAGUUUUUUAGAAGAGAAAACAAAAUCAAAUGACUUAUUUUUAUAAUUAAAAUAACUUUAUAAAACACAAGGUUAAAUUAAUUUUAAAAUUAAGUUAAAACUUAAUUCAUGAUCAUUUUAACUAAAAUGUGUUUUGUUUGAACUCUUUUUUUAAACACAAGAAUAUAUAAACUUGUAUCUAUCCCAAAUUGUUCCUAAGUUGAAACAAAUUUCAACAAGUGAAUAUACAUAAUAUAUAAUAAAAUAAAUUUUGAUCAUACAGUCAUACAUAAAUAUUUAAGAUUGUUUUAACAAAAUUUAAUUGUUCAUUUUAAUUAUAUGACUAAGAUUUUUUAUUUUUAUCACACAUAAACAAACACAUGAAAAAAAGUAAGUUGAAUCUAGAUUUAUUAGGUACUUGUAAAAUAUCCUCAUGGUAGCAAGAAAAUUACUGAAUAAAAAGGUCAAAAUUUCCAUCCCAUCCUAAAUCUAUAAAUAGUUUGACAUAUUAAAUUUAAAAUAAAAAUUAAUAGUUUUAUUAUUAUAAAUGGGUCAAGAUUAAAUAAAGAUUGUCAUAUUUUACAAAAUAACAUAUCUAAUUAACUUUCUUUUAUUGAAAGUGAAUUUAUCAAUUCAACCAAUUUAAAGUUUUUAUAAAAUAGAUUGAGUAUGUCAAAAUUCACACAAUUUAAAUAUUAAUUGAUACUUUAUUGUCUUAUUAUAUUUCAAUAAAUUAUAUAUUAUUUGAAAUAUCAGCAAAUAACUUCUACUAAAUUGUAUUUCUAUGAAUGUUUGAAUUAGGUAAUGUUUUACAUACAUAAUUUUUAUGAUCAUAUUACAACAAUUAACAGUUAAAAUGAUAAAAGUAACUUUUUUAAUAAUUUUUUUAUCAUAAAUUUUAAUUAUUUAGACUCUAAAGUCAUUUUUUUAUUUUAAAAAAUGGUUUUCUUCUCACAAACCUAUGCUACUUGUAUUUUGUUUUUUACUUUAAUUUUGAUAGUUAAAUAGUUUAAAUAAGAUACAAAGAAAAAAAAAUAUUGUCUUUAAACAUAAUAGAUAUUAUAUGAAUUUCUUACGAUACAAUUAUAGCUGACAAAAUGGACUU